UGAUCGCCUUCCUCGUCCUUCGUCCUUCUUCACCUCGACAGCAUCUCUAGCCUGCGAUGGUCCUUGGAAGCUAACGCCUAGCCACUCACUAACCAUGCAUCUUCCAGCCCAUCUACAGCUUCUCCUAGCUCUGCUUCCAGCUGUCGUACUCUCAUAUGACGGCGCAUCGCAAAGGCCACCAGGCAACAAAGCCAUUCUACUCUCUCAAGUCCAGACUUUGACGCUUCGGGGAGAUCGACUCACCUCCUCUCGUCGCGUGUCUCCAAUUCCCCAAUUACAAUGUGUUGGACCCUCCAAGCGUAUAUGCGACUCGUAUCCCAUUGAAAUAAUGCGUUGCACCAAUGCCGGCCACGACUAUGACGAAGAAGACGUUCAGUGGACCUGUACCGCCUCGCUACCACCCGAGUUGAAACUAGGCUCAACGGACGUGAUCUGUGAGGGAUACCGGAAUGCGGACGACCCAUGGGUUUUGAAAGGAAGCUGUGGCGUCGAAUACCGGCUACUCUUGACGGACCUGGGUGAGAAAAAGUUCGGACGAAAACACGACGACAAUUGGUCCGAGGGCAUUGCGCGACAUAAGUGGCAGAAGGCGUUGUCGGUAAUAGGGAGCGUGCUAUUCUAUGGAUUUGUCGCUUGGGUCUUGAUUGUCAUGCUCGAUGCAUGCUUCGGUGCUCAAGGUGAUCGGAGACGUCGAACACCUGGCCGUGGCUGGGGUGGAUUUGGUGGUGAUGGCGGUGGCGGUGGAGGAGGGGGAGGAGGAGGCCCGUUCUAUGAUCCUCCGCCGCCGUAUAGCAGUCAUUCUGAUAGCUCUCGUGGAUGGAGACCUGGCUUUUGGACCGGCGCGUUGGGAGGUGGCGCAGCUGGUUACGAGUAUGGAAGGCGAAGCGCUUACAAUUCUUCACGGCGACACUCGCCGCCAUCCAGACGACGGAAUGAGUCGUAUGACCCAGGAGAAGGCAGCUCUCGGUCGCCUUCGUAUCGAUUCUCUGAUACUACUACCACAAGUACUGGGUUUGGAUCAACCAGGCGCAGAUAAGAAUCUCAACUCAGACAUUGUCAUUGCAUCCUAUAUCUAAAACCUGACCCACUGGUGGAAUGAAACACCUGUAUGGGAAUGGAGGAUUCUCAGGGAAUACCUCAUAAGCCCGAGUGGCGACGAUUUUGCAAACACAAGGCAGAUCCAACGUCGCAAGCCACUGCAGGAUAUAAUCGUAGUAGUAAUAUAACUCA
Molecule: messenger RNA, 1230 nt
Organism: Aspergillus steynii IBT 23096
Lineage: Eukaryota; Fungi; Ascomycota; Eurotiomycetes; Eurotiales; Aspergillaceae
Product: DUF1183 domain protein
Exons: 1
Coding region: 95-1036 (313 amino acids)
Biological process (GO): regulation of store-operated calcium entry
Cellular component (GO): endoplasmic reticulum membrane
Source: RefSeq, a predicted model, not a curated record